This is a messenger RNA of Brassica rapa (field mustard), 2642 nucleotides long. Its product is annotated as protein CHROMOSOME TRANSMISSION FIDELITY 7. Gene Ontology annotation, cellular component: nucleus; chromatin. Lineage: Eukaryota; Viridiplantae; Streptophyta; Magnoliopsida; Brassicales; Brassicaceae. Gene Ontology annotation, molecular function: protein-lysine-acetyltransferase activity. The record is from RefSeq and is a predicted model, not a curated record. Gene Ontology annotation, biological process: mitotic sister chromatid cohesion.
GUUAUUUCAGAUUGUGGACUUGUACAAAUUGGUUGAAGACUGCACUUGAUAUGCCGGCCGUUCAAGGUAUAGGAUAUGUCCCGUUUGACUUUUUUAUGGUCCUGUGAACAUGAUAAUAUCUCUAGCUAUGGAUUUAGCAGUUAACAAGUUGUAUGAUUCCGAAAAUAUAUUCCUUUCACUUUCAAUACAGAUUCACUUUCACUUGUUACUCUUCUAAUGUAGUUGGGUACAUAUAUAUAUAUAUAUAUAUAUAGUAGAAACUCAAUAAAUUAAUAUUCGAUAAAUUAAUAAACACCAUAAAUUAAUAAAUUUCUCCGGUCCCAAGUUGGACCGGUUCAAAAUAUGACACAAAUCGAUAAAAUAAUAAGACAAUAUAUAUCUUUUCAAAAAAUCCAAUGUAAAUAUGUGGUCCCAUUAAAAUUAUAAAUUAAUAAUUUAUAUGUAUAUACAUCUUUUAUAAGUACAAACCAACCAUUAUAUUAUUUAUUUUAUAUUAACCAUGGAAUUAUCUUUGUAUUGUCUUAACAUUUAAUAUAUUUUGAUGAGAUUUAGUAAAAUUAUAUCUAAAAACACAUUUAAAUUCUUUGAAACAUAUUUUAUAUACACCAAAUAAUAUAGUAAAAUUAAUACAAAUGUCGAAUUUCAAAAUGUUAAUUAAUGUAUAUACAUUAAAAUAAUAAAAAAAAAUUUAUUUUAGAAAAAUAUAUCUUAAAAUAGAAAUAAUCUAGAAAAUGAAUUUUUUUUGUAAAUUAUUAAAGUCCCAACAUUAUUAAUUAAUUUAUAGAGUUUUUACUGUAUAUACAUGAACAUUAAUCAACAUCAUUCAUAUCAAAGUUGUAGUGUUGGUACAACAAUACUGAUAAAUAUUAAAGGCCCUAUAAAUUAAAUUAAUAAAAUUAAUAAUCUCUAUAAAUUAAUACUAAAGUUCCUAGAAAUAAUCUUUAUAAAUUAAUAAAAUAUUAAAGUCUCAAUAUUAUUAAUUAAUUUAUAGAGUUUUUACUGUAUAUACAUGAACAUUAUUCAACAUCAUUCAUAUCAAAGCUGUAGUGUUGGUACAACAACAUUGAUAAAUACAAGGGACCUUAAUACAAUCUGGUUCUCAGAUCCGGUUAACAACAUUACAAAUUCUAUAGUCUAUACUUUUCAAACAUACAAUCCGGUUAGCCAAUUUGUACUUAAACCGUUUCCGCGGUAAACCAUUAUAAAGAAAAAAAAGUCUCUGUGCCGCCAAAUUGGGAGAAGAAGAAGAAGAGGAAAGGGACCUAAGCACAAUUGAAUCUCACUAAGCUAUGCAACCAAAGAUCAAUUCUUUCUUCAAGCCCUCGUCUUCGCCUCCUAUCGCCGCCUCAGUAACACCAGAAACAGACGAUGGCUUAACCGCCUGGGAGAAUAAUCGGAACGUCAUCGUCAACACCUACGAGCGUCGAUCUCCCAAAGCCGAUGGAAGUGAAGUGCUUAAGGAACCAAUCGAGGAGCCACCGAGGAAAGGACCUUCCUUUGCACCUAAAACACUCAACAAGAAGCGUAGCUAUACUCAGUUCCACUUAGAGCUGGGCCAAUCUGACUUUCUUCUCAGAUAUUGCGUAGAGUGUGGAGCUACGUAUGCUCCUGGAGAUGAGUUGGAUGAGAAGAGCCACCAAAGCUUCCACAAGGACUAUAUGAACGGAAUCCCUUUUAAGGGUUGGCAGAACGAGAGAGCCUUCACAUCACCUUCUUUGGACAAGAACCGUGUUGCUAUGGUGUUGGAAAAUGAUUCUCCUGCACAUAGGAACAAGGUGCAAGAGGUUGUGAAGAUGAUGGAGGUUGUGCUUGGUGAGGAUUGGAUUCUUCACAAACAUUGUAAGGUUUAUCUGUUUGUUUCCUCUCAGAGGAUCUCUGGAUGUCUAGUUGCAGAACCAAUCAAGGAAGCAUUUAAGAUCAUAGCUCCUCUUGAUGAUAAAAGACAGUUAAAGAAAAAGAGAUCAUCGCCUUCAACCACCAUUCAUUUCGGAGACAUUGUGUUGCAAAGAGAAGUAUCAAAAAGAUGUCCAGAAUCAGAUGAUAGAUUAGACAACAGAGCCAUUGUAUGUGAAGAAGAAGCUAAACCGGCUGUUUGUGGAGUUAGAGCUAUUUGGGUCUCACCUUCCCACAGAAGAAAAGGCUUAGCUACACAGUUGCUCGAUACAGCGAGGGAAAGCUUUAGCAAUGGGUGCGUUUUGGAGAAAUCUCAGUUGGCGUUUUCACAACCAAGCUCUUUGGGAAGAGCUUUUGGAUUUAAUUAUUUUGGAACUUCUUCUUUCUUAGUUUACAAAGCCCAACUAUCUGUACCAUACCCAAUACUUUAGGAAGGCCCAACUAAAAGCAUAUUGACUUGCUAUCAUCUAGAAUAUUUAUUAUUUGUCAUUUUAAAAUUAAACAUAUAAAUUAAAAUUAAAAUAUAUUUAUUUUUAUAAAUAAAAUAAUAUUAAUUAUCUAUUUAUGCAUAUUCUAAUCGAUGAUAAAAAUAACUACAUCAUAUAAUUUUUUUUUAAGUUUACAUUAAUUAUUAAAAAAUUUAUCUUUCAUAAAUUAAAAGUUAUAAUCUUAAAUGAUAAAUAAAAGUGUAGAACAGAAAAUAAAUCUUUUUAUGAUUUAACUAGAAUUUCAAAAUUUAUAUAUAAAAA